ACCAAGGUGCACAUACAAACAAUAACCGGCAACAUGACUCGAUCACUACGCAUCGCCGUGCUGGAAUGUGAUACGCCGAUUCCACCAGUCAAGGACGAGCUCGGUGGCUAUGGAGAUAUCUUCACGCGCUUGCUAAAGAAGGGUCUAGAGGCGUCUGGGAAUUCGGAGGUGGAGAUUCAGGAGAUCAGCAAGUGGCACGUCGUGGAUAAUCCCGUUUAUCCUGAUCCGAAUGAGUAUGAUGCCUUUCUUCUCUCUGGCAGCAAACAUGAUUCAUUCGCAGAUGAUACUUGGAUCGUGAGUCUCACCGAUUACAUCCGGGGCGUGAUUGAGCAGCACAAGAAGCCCGUUGUUGGGAUCUGUUUUGGCCAUCAAAUUAUUGCUCGUGCCCUAGGCUCGCGCGUUGGUCGUGGCGAUGAUGGAUGGGAGGUCUCCGUUGAAGAGAUUACUUUGACAGAUGUUGGCAAACAGAUAUUUGGCAAAGACAAGCUGCAUCUCCAACAAAUGCACCGUGAUGUGGUGCAUGAGCUGCCCGCAGGCUGUGUCAAUCUCGGCUACAGCCCCCGGUGCGCGAUCCAGGGUCUGUAUAUGCCGAAGAGAUUGUGGAGUGUGCAAGCUCAUCCCGAGUUCAAUGAAUUUAUCAUGUCGCGCAUAUUGAAAUUCCGGCAUGAUGGUGGAGUAUUCAAUGACCAGCUUUAUGAGGAUGGCGCUUCGAGAGCGGCGAAGCCUCAUGAUGGAGAAUUCUUAGCGACGGAGAUUAUCAAGUUUAUGGCAGAGGCUACAGCAUAG
This is a messenger RNA of Penicillium daleae, 786 nucleotides long. RefSeq names its product type 1 glutamine amidotransferase. NCBI's taxonomy places the organism in Eukaryota, Fungi, Ascomycota, Eurotiomycetes, Eurotiales, Aspergillaceae. Gene Ontology annotation, cellular component: cytosol; nucleus. The record is from RefSeq and is a predicted model, not a curated record. The annotation marks the transcript as partial. The transcript has 3 exons.